UUUGCCAAAAGGUCAACCUCCCAGCUAGCACAGCAGAAGGAUAUAUAUAGACGGAUAGCUGUACGCGACACCAUUCUUCUUACAUUUUUCUUCCCUAGGGCCUGUUAUCGGAUCCAUCGAAGCCACCAAUUCUUUUCACAUUUUUUACGUGAAAGAACGAGAAGUUGAGACAGAUAUUUUCAGAAAACACCAUCUCUAUCCAACAUAGCCAAAUAGUUGCUCGCCGACCAUGUCAGGCUUCGAGGUUAUGGGGCUGAUUUCGGCCACUAUCUCCUGCAUCGACGCUUCAGCACAACUGUACACCGCCAUCCAGAAUACUAGCCACCUUCCUGGAGCAUUUAAAGAUGCAGCACAGCGCCUGCCGCUUGUUAAAGACACGCUCGUAACCAUUGAAACGCGCCUUAACAAAACCGGAUUGGAUAAGAUCGCCAACGAAUCUAUCAGUAUCGUCAUUAAGGGUUGCAAGGAGAAAGCCGAGCGCCUUGCUGACAUUCUAGAGCAAGUUGCCGCCCAGUCUGAGGCUACACGUAUCGAGAAAUAUCGCCUUGCUGUGCGCCGACUCGGCAAAGAGAACACAGUGGAGGUACUCAUGACGGGUCUAUUGGAGGAUGUUCACUUGCUAGCAGCUCACGAUGCUGUGAGAGCUGUCGGAGACGACAAAAUGGACGAGCUGAUGGCUGCUAUCAAAGAGUUGUCCAGGGUGCCACCCUCUGCUCCCGCUGGACCGGUGUUCACAUAUCAGGGAGUUGGUGACCAGAUGAAUAAUACUGGCAGUGGGACGCAGAAUAUCAACAAGGGAGCCGGCCAAAUGAAUUCUGCAGGCACUAUCUAUGUUGGGUUAUCCUCCUCACUAGCAUACUGAGUUCUGAGAAUGACGUUGGUUGGAAUGCAGCGCGCAAGUUUUCGCCAUAUCGGACGAAGCGUCGCGUAUCGGCUUCUGAGAAAUUCGUUUCUUGGCCAAGAGUUUUAUUUCUGUGUCCUUCAACUCUUCUAGAGCAUCAGCUUCUGUGAAAUACUAUCUUAUGCUCUCACAACACCCC
Molecule: messenger RNA, 1040 nt
Organism: Lindgomyces ingoldianus
Lineage: Eukaryota; Fungi; Ascomycota; Dothideomycetes; Pleosporales; Lindgomycetaceae
Product: SesA protein
Exons: 1
Coding region: 230-862 (210 amino acids)
Source: RefSeq, a predicted model, not a curated record